Molecule: messenger RNA, 3057 nt
Organism: Oryzias melastigma (Indian medaka)
Lineage: Eukaryota; Metazoa; Chordata; Actinopteri; Beloniformes; Adrianichthyidae
Product: piggyBac transposable element-derived protein 3
Exons: 2
Coding region: 1777-2619 (280 amino acids)
Source: RefSeq, a predicted model, not a curated record
CCAGGUAUGGCUGAGAGCACCCACCUAAAGAUGAGAGUAUAGGAGUUGAAGUAUCUUGGGGUGUUGAUGGGGGAAGAUUGACAGAGAGAUAAGAACAGCAGCUGCAGAUAUGUGAAUCAAUAAGUUGCAAUGAAGAAGGAGUUGAGCCAAAAGGCAAAGCUGCUCCUCUACAUCUUGAGAGGCCAGUUGGGGUAGCUCAAACAUCUGUUUUGGAUGCCUCCUAAACAUCUUCCUGGGGAGAUUCAGAGCACGUCCCUCCAGGAAGAGGCCUCGAGGAAAACCCAGGAUGGACUGGAGGGGCUAAGUCUCUCAGUUGGCUGGGGAGGGCCUUGGAGGUCCCCCGGCAGAGCUGGAGGAAGUUUCUGUGCAAGUAAAAGAGAAGUCUGUUUUUGACCAAGCCCUGGUUAAGCAGAAGAAGAUGGCUGUAAAGCAUUCUGUGAUUGGCUGUACAUUCUAAAUGAUACAUAUCCUCCUGAGACCCGGCCCAUUCAUUUAUGUCCUUUAUAAUGGACAUUUUGUUUACCUGUAUAUUUCUUAAGUAUUUGUAGAUAACCUUCUAAGUCCUAUAGUACCCUGUAGAGGACAUCCUUAGCUUUCCAUUGAUAUGUCAUGUGAUGAGUUUGCAUGCUGGGAACAUUACUUUUUUCCUCUAGCAAGAUGGCUGCCAUACAGGCAACCACAUUUUAUGGAAAGCUGAAAAGAGAAAGUAGUGAAGCAGAGAGGAUCCUAUACCAGAUAGUAGAAGGAGAUUCAGAUUUGGAGCUUUCAGAUGAUGAAAAUGAUGAGUAGGAUGAGAUUCAGCCUAAGAUGAUGAUUCUGGAGAAUCUGAUGAGUCAGAGUCAGAGGAGGAGCAGGAAAGUCGGCGUGCUCUGUGGGCCAGGACUAACUUGUAUGUUUUAUUUAGUUUGAGUCCAAUGGCUUACAUUUUAUGACCAUGUUAGAACUUUGUAGUAUUUGUACUUUGUGUAAAUGCUGUUAAAAAUAUGCAAGUUACUUUAAAAAGUACACUUAGGAAGUUCUUCAAUAGUCAUCUCACAUCCAUGAAAUUCAAAUUAUUGCAUUUAUCUAAAUGGAUGUGGAAAAAAAUGAAUUAUUUAUUUUGUCAACUUGAAUUAUUUUAUUUUAUUUUAUUUACAAUGGAUUCACACCUGUGAUACCUGAAUGUCCUGUCCAUCAAGAUGAUCUGAAAGUUUGUGAAUAUUGGAGUCCAAUCCAGUACUUUUCACAGUACAUUGAUAAGAAAAUUUUCGAGGAUCUGGCAGAUUUUACAAAUCAAAGACAGCUGCAAACUACUGGAGUUUCACUGAAAACCACUGCCCAAGAAAUCAAGAUCUUCUUUGGCAUGUCAAUACACAUGGCUUGCCUUGGCUAUCCCAGAGUCAAAAUGUUUUGGGCUAAAAAGACUAAAGUGCCAGUCAUUAGCAGGAACAUGACAAGGGAUAGGUUCUCUCGCUCAAGAUUGUAAAUGACCUGGAUGUAGCUGAAGAGGCAAAGGAGUCAGAUAUUCUUUGGAAAGUCAGACCAUUGCUUGAUCGUGUGAGGCAAGGUUGCCUCAGUCUUCCAAGGCGGGACAAGGUGUGCAUUGAUGAGCAAAUUAUCCCGUUCACAGGCCGCUGCCCAGUAAGACAGUAUGUCCCAGGAAAGCCAAACCCUACUGGCCUAAAGGUUUUUGUGCUUGCUUCACCAAACGGUCUGGUCCUGGAUUUUGAGGUCUAUCAGGGCAAGAACACAUUCAGUGGCCAAAGACUGGGAGUCGGAGCUGCAGCGGUCUUACAAAUGGUCGAGUCAGUUCCCACAGGAACUCAUGUGUUCUUUGAUAAAUUUUUCACAACGGUCAACCUCAUGGAUGCUUUGCUCUCAAAGGGUCUUCCAGCAACUGGAACUAUCAUGAAGAACAGGGUUCCAAAGCAAUACCAACUGCCAGGAGAUAAGCAGCUGAGAAAAGAAGGAAGAGGAGCUUCAGUGAUGUUGGUCCGGAGGGAACCUGAGCUGGCAGUGACAAAAUGGUUUGAUAAUAAACCAGUUCUGAUGGCCUCCACUGUCUACGGGAAAGAUCCAGAGGAUAUCUGUAGCAGAUGGUCCAACAAAGACAAAGCUCAUGUCCAGAUGAGACGGCCAGCAGUCAUCAGCGAAUAUAAUGACAACAUGGGUGGUGUUGACCUCUGUGACCGAAUCCUGAGCUUCUACCGCAUGUCAACCAGGACAAAGAAGUGGACAUCUCGUGUGAAGACACAUUUCUUUGAUGUUGCCAUCACGAAUGCUUGGAUCCAGUACAAGUCUGACAGCAAAGCGCUGAAUCGACCAGCUAAGAACACCCAACAGUAUUUGGACUUCAAAUUGCACCUGGCUGAAGAGCUGAUGGAUAGUCCUUCAUUUGAUGACAGCAGUGAAAGGGAAGACAGUGAGGAAGAGUACCAACCACCAACCAAAACAAGGACCCCACAACCAGAGCCAUCUGUACGUAGGCUAGGAGCCAGGCACAUGCCAGAGAAGAUGGACAUCAAAGAAAGAUGCAGGAACAAGGGCUGUAAUGGCAAGACAUACAUCAGAUGCUCCAAAUGCAAGAUGUUCCUCUGUAUAACCAAAAAGAAAGCAUGCUUCAAGGAUUAUCACAGUUAAACUUUCCAAAGGGAGAAGAAAAAAAGAACUGCUCAUGUUCUGUCUUAUAGUUCAUUGUUGAACUGAAUACAUGUUUUACAUUGUAAAGUAUUAUUACAUACAUUUUGUCCUUGGAGGCAACAAGUAACAGAAGAGUGAAUAGAUUUUUUUUGUUUGAUUUUAUUCAAAAUUUUUAAGUGUUUGGGUGAAUAUCCCUCUAAAGAUUGAUUCCGCUCCUUGUUUCUGAUUUUUUUAUAUUCGGUUCUGUUUUCACCAAGAUAUCGUCCUGUUGUCCUCUACAAUGGACAUGCUGUAAAAUUAAAAUAAAAAAUAUUUUUAAAAAAAUUAAAAUUGUAAGGUUUUCAUUUUGCCACUAAUAGAUAGGAAAUCACAAAAAAAAUGAAAUUGUAAGACACUUUUUUUCCUUGGUUCUCAGGAAUAUAAGACCCACAAGGAAAG